This is a messenger RNA of Sphenostylis stenocarpa, 1464 nucleotides long. NCBI's taxonomy places the organism in Eukaryota, Viridiplantae, Streptophyta, Magnoliopsida, Fabales, Fabaceae. The record is from the annotation of a GenBank genome assembly.
AUGGAAAUUGACAGCAGGUUUCUGAGCACUGGCCUCCUCCUAUUUGCCACAAUCCUUGUGGCAAAACUCAUCUCAGCCUUCAUAGUGCCCAAAUCCAGGAAGAGGGUGCCCCCAUUUGUGAAGGGGUGGCCUUUGAUUGGAGGGCUUGUCCGUUUCCUGAAGGGUCCAAUCUUUAUGCUCCGUGAGGAGUACCCUAAGCUUGGGAGUGUCUUCACCCUCAAACUCUUCCACAAGAACAUCACCUUCCUCAUUGGCCCUGAGGUCUCUGCACACUUCUUCAAGGCCCCAGAGACUGAUCUCAGCCAGCAAGAGGUGUACCAGUUCAAUGUGCCAACUUUUGGACCUGGGGUGGUCUUUGAUGUUGAUUACUCUGUGAGACAGGAACAGUUCAGGUUCUUCACUGAGGCUCUUAGGGUCAACAAACUCAAGAGUUAUGUCAAUCAGAUGGUUGCAGAAGCAGAGGACUAUUUCUCAAAGUGGGGACCAAGUGGUGAGGUUGAUUUGAAGUAUGAGCUUGAGCAUCUGAUCAUCUUGACAGCCAGUAGAUGUCUCUUGGGCCGUGAAGUUCGGGACAAGCUCUUCGAUGAUGUCUCUGCAUUGUUCCAUGAUCUUGAUAAUGGGAUGCUUCCAAUCAGUGUGCUCUUCCCAUACCUGCCUAUCCCAGCUCACAAGCGCCGUGAUCAGGCACGCAAGAAGCUUGCUGAAAUCUUUGCAACCAUCAUAGCUUCUCGCAAAAGUUCCAGCAAAUCAGAAGAUGACAUGCUGCAGUGCUUCAUCGACUCAAAAUACAAAGAUGGUCGUCCAACUACUGAAGCUGAAGUGACUGGACUCCUCAUUGCUGCUCUUUUUGCGGGUCAACACACAAGUUCAAUUACCUCCACUUGGACUGGGGCAUAUCUGCUGUGUAACAACCAGUAUCUUUCAGCUGUGCAGGAGGAGCAGAAGCAGUUGAUGGAAAAGCAUGGGGACAGAGUUGAUCAUGAUGUUUUGGCUGAAAUGGAUGUGUUGUAUAGGUGCAUCAAAGAAGCCUUGAGACUCCACCCUCCUCUAAUCAUGCUGCUGAGGAGCUCUCACAGUGAUUUUAGUGUCACAACACGAGAGGGGAAGGAGUAUGACAUUCCCAAGGGUCAUAUAAUUGCCACAUCACCUGCUUUUGCUAACAGGCUAGGUCACAUUUUCAAGGACCCUGACAGGUAUGAUCCCGAUCGAUUUUCUGUUGGGAGGGAAGAGGACAAGGUGGCAGGUGCAUUCUCGUACAUUUCGUUUGGAGGGGGCAGACAUGGAUGCCUUGGGGAGCCAUUUGCAUAUCUGCAGAUUAAAGCAAUAUGGACUCAUCUGCUGAGGAAUUUUGAACUGGAGUUGGUGUCACCUUUCCCUGAGAUUGACUGGAAUGCCAUGGUUGUAGGAGUGAAGGGAAAAGUGAUGGUCCGAUAUAAGCGGAAGGAGCUUCCAAUUAAUCAAUAG